Molecule: messenger RNA, 11347 nt
Organism: Scomber scombrus (Atlantic mackerel)
Lineage: Eukaryota; Metazoa; Chordata; Actinopteri; Scombriformes; Scombridae
Gene: tnrc6c2
Product: trinucleotide repeat containing adaptor 6C2
Exons: 22
Coding region: 763-6477 (1904 amino acids)
Biological process (GO): positive regulation of nuclear-transcribed mRNA poly(A) tail shortening; miRNA-mediated post-transcriptional gene silencing
Cellular component (GO): P-body; nucleoplasm
Molecular function (GO): protein binding; nucleic acid binding
Source: RefSeq, a predicted model, not a curated record
CUCACUGAACGCCUACCAUGACUGUCCGCUCCGUUGUCUGGAUUCACACAGAAUGUAUUUUCCCGGAGUCGUUUCUCACUUUGCAUUCGCGGUAGCCAGCCCGUCGUUAGUCGUCCAGCUGGCGACCUAAAUAACAACAACAACAACAACAACAAAAAACAUUUCUUUUGCACUUUAAAACAAGUUGGCCGGCGAUUUUUGACGAAAACUGCCUGAUUUCUCCGGUUUGCUAAACCUCGCAACGGUCGACGACUUACAGCGUCAACCAGCUCAACAUUAGCUAACACAAUUUAGCUGCUUUUUACAAGUCGUUUUUUAUUCCUAUUCGUGUUUUGUUUUUGUUGUUAGCUGUGCUUCAUCCCCCAUCCCCGCCCCUCGCUAUAUCGUGACGUUUUAACAGACUAUUUUUUUGGCAAGUGUAAUUCCACGGCAUCUCUCUUUUUUCUUUUUAAAAAAAAAAAAAAAAAAUGUUUUUGCUCAAAGCAUACAUUACCGUACUUGCUGUGUGUUUAUCUGGCUGAGUAGCCGUUGUUUACCUCGGUAUCUUGUCACCAAACUGCUUCAGCAGCAGUCGGCUUAUCUGCCAAGUUUCACUUUAAUUGCGACUGAAUCUCUGCUCCAUCUCUUAACGGGUAACUUCAGAAAAGACAUCGGAGAAUGAUUUUGUUUUUCUACCAUGCACCGACUCUUCACUGAAAGCUGCCAAAGCUGUGGUUAACGCAAGCUGAGAGAAGCUAGCAACAGAAGAAAGAGAACCAUUUGAUGGAAGAAAAGAAAAAGAAAAAACAAGACGAAAAGACCAAGAAGGACGUCGCUCAGAAAAAGGCUGCUGAUCAGAAACCAAAAGUGCCAGAGCCUGCUCCCACUAAGCCCAGUCCCGGCCCACCCUACCACCUCCACCCUGCCAGCCCCACGCUGCCCCUCUCCUCCUCCUCUUCUUCUGGCAAUGGCAAGCGUGCCUCCUCCAGUAGCCAGCUCCCGACUCAGACUCCCCCUCAGCAGCAGUGCCAGUCGUCCUCUGCCAGUGCUCGCUACCCGCCCAGAGAGGUGCCCCCACGCUUCCGCCAGCAGGAGCACAAGCAGCUACUGAAGAGAGGCCAGCCACUGCCUGCAGGAGCCCUCAGCGCUCUCACCCUCUCCUCUUCCUCUUCUUCCUCCUCUUCGCCCUCAUCGUCUUACUCUUCUUCUUCUACGAGUACCAGCAGCACUACCCCAAACUCUGCUGUGUCCGUUGCAGGCAAACACUACCCAGACAUAUCCCUCCAGAGUGGCCCUGGUGCCCAGUAUGAGACCUCUCAUUGGGGCACGUCUUUACCAGUUGACAGCCCCUCCAGUGCCAACAGCUGGGACAAAGUGAUUAUUGACGGAAGUGACACAGAAGCUUGGCCCUCCAUCAGCCGCAGUAGUGACCCCAGCCACCCUGCAGCAACAGAAUGCCCCUUUGGCUCAGUUAGUUCUGACCCAGACACCAGUGCUGUCACUACCACCAGUAGUAGUAGUUUUCUGAGUAUGGCCACAGGUGCCACAGGCCAGCAGGCCCACUAUCCCUCUCUCAAAUCUAACAAUAACAUGAUGACGGGACCUGGGUCAGCCAACACAUUAGCUGGUAACAGAGGCUGGGUCUCAGAUGUGAAACAAGAUGGUAUGAAUGGUGGCCGAGUAGGAGCACCCAGUAACUGGGGCUCUCCCAACUUUAACUUGAACCUCAAUCCUAAUGCCAACCCAUCAGCCUGGCCUGUUCUGGGCCAUGAGGUUGGUGGAGGUGGUGGCAUUGGCCCUAAUGGGGUGUCCAACUCAUCAUCCCUUCCACCAGGUGUUAAUGGAAAUGGAAACAUGGGAAAUGGGACCCUGGGAGGUGCAGAUACGAGUGGAGGAGGUUGGGUUGGCAUGAUGAGUGCUAAUGAAAAUGAUAAGCAGCACCCUUCAACCAACAAAAGCUUGUCCUUCAACAUUGAACCUGCUAACCUUAAUACUGACGGACCAAACCACACUAAGCAACAGCAGCAAGCUCAGGAGCCUAUGAGCCCUAGACAUGGGUUAACUGGCUGGGGAGGCCAGUCACCCACUGAAUCAUCCCAGCUCAAUGGGGACACAACAGGCAGCUCUGUAUGGGGUAGUGGAGAAAAUAAGGCAGCUGACUCCCCCAAGGACUCAGGCUGGGACUCAGCUCCCUCUGGAGGCCUCUCUGCUUGGGGCCGCCAAGGCAGUGGUGGUGGCGGUAGUAGUGGAAGUGGUGGCUGGGGUGACUGGGGAAAAAGCUCUGGUGGUGGAGAGGCAUCUAAAGGCUGGGACUCAGUUGAUGCUGGUAGUUCUGGUUCAGGCCAAGAGCAGCAACUUAAUUCAUGGGGCCAGCAGUCUGGAACAGCCCCAGCAAGUGAGGGUAGUGGGGACAGCAACGAAGGUCAAUCCCACAACAGAGACAGGUCUUCGAGCAUGGAUUAUACCCCUGUGCUACCGCGACAGGACCUUGACCCAAGGGUGCUGAGUAACUCAGGUUGGGGACAGACCCCCAUCCGACAGCACACUGUAUGGGAGAUGGAAGAAGCCAACUCUGAUGUGAAGAGCAAGAGCAGCUCAAACACCUUAGGAAGCUCCAGCUCUAAUUGUGGACCAUCAUCAACAAAUGGAGGUACCAUAAAUCCUAACAUCGGCCCCAGUCAGAGGCCUGGGUCUGGAGGAAAAAGUGAUAGUGAAGGAUCAUCAUCCUCUGGCUGGGGAGCCCCUCCACCUCAGCCAAUCCAGACUGGAUCAGGAUGGGGUGAACCCCCACAGUCACUCAACAAAGCUCCAAAUGGCACUACCAGUGGCUGGGGAGACCCUAUGCCUACCAAUGGUCCUAAAGGUGCAGGCACACCAUCCUGGGGAUCUGAGGAUAAGUCACCCAACUGGGAUGAUGGCCUGACAAAAAGCCAGCCUACUAACUGGGGAGAGGGUCCCAAAAGCUCCCAUGGUUGGGGCAAUGGUAAUGGGGCCUCCAACAGCUCCAGCACAAGGGACUGGGGAGAAGCAGAUGUCAAGAACAAUGGGUCCUCCAGCAGCAUGUGGGAAGGAGAAGGGGGAAAUGGAGGAAGUGGUGGUUGGAAGGAAAGCCCAAGAGGAGGUAAUAGAGGAGGAGGCUGGGGCAAGCCUGCUUCUGCUGUCAGUAACAGUAGCUGGGCGGAGACCCCACGUGCCAAUGGCCCAGUGCAGGGAGGCUGGGGCUCCUCCAAACCCCAGGAAAGCAGCAGCAGUAGCACAGGCAGUGGAGGAGGUGGCAGCAUUGGUUCUUGGGGUGGUCCUGGUUCUGUGAAGCAGAAUUCCUCUAGCUGGAGCAGUGCACACAAACAGGACAAGGGUAUGGAGUCCACUGGCUGGGAAGAGCCCUCCCCUCCCUCCCUCCGCAGGAAGAUGGAGAUUGACGAUGGAACGUCCACCUGGGGGGAUCCGACUGUCUACAAUAAGACUGUCAACAUGUGGGAUCGCAACAAUCCCUCUGGUAACCCAGGCAACAGCGGCCCACCUCCCAGUAAGAAUGGUGGAAUGAUUAUGCCCAACAAUAACAACAACAAUCACUCUGUCGGUCCUGGCAGCAACAAUCACUCUGUCGGCAACAACAAUCACCAUCACACUCACCACAUGCACCACCAUCCCCAUCAUGGCCAUCAUGGCCCCCCAACUCACCUGCAGCACCAUGGAAACAACAAUGGGUCACCCAACAAUGGCGCUUCACAUCCUGGUGCGGGCCCCCAGGGUAGACCCCCCAUCGCCAACUCAGGUUGGGGAGAGCAUUCCACUGUUCAGUCCAAAUCGGAGCCUGCUUGGGGAGAGCCAGCAGCUCCACCAUCAACUGUGGACAAUGGCACUUCUGCCUGGGGCAAGCCCCAAGGGAGUGUAGGAGGAUGGGGAGAUGGUGGCCACGAGUCCUCUGGACCUUAUGGCAGAGCCAAUGGACCCUCAGGUCCUGCACCCUGCAAGCCAGGCCCCAAACCUAUGCAAGAUGGCUGGGGAAAUGGAGGAGAGGAGAUGGGCAUGUCUAACAACCAAUGGGACACUGAGGAUGGGGAUAUGUGGAAUAGCCCCACCUCCCAGGAGAGCAGCUCUUCUUGCAAUUCCUGGGGAAAUGGACCCAAGAAGGGCCCGACCAAGGUGAAGAUGAUUAACAAGCCAGAUGAGGCCUGGAUCAUGAACCGUCUCAUCAAACAGCUCACUGACAUGGGCUUUCCGCGAGACCCUGCUGAGGAGGCUUUGAAGAGCAACAACAUGAACCUUGACCAGGCCAUGAGCGCCCUUUUGGAGAAGAAGACAGACCUGGACAAGCGUUGCAUGGGCAUGUCUGACUACAGCAACGGCCUGAACAAGCCCCUGGUGUGUCGGCCCUCUGCGCUCUCCAAAGACCCCACCGACCGCAACACCUUCCUUGAUAAGGAUGGUGUUCUGUCAGAUGACGCCCCCUCAUCACCGUUUCUGCCUUCCCCCGGCCUGAAGCUCCCCCUGGCCAACAGUAGCCUUCCUGGGCAGGGUCUGGGACAGGGCAACCCGGGGCUGGCCAUGCAAAACUUGAACAACAGACAGAUACCCAGUGGAAUGUUUGGCAGUAGUGGAGCAGCACAAACCCGGGCCAUGCAGCAGCAGCAGCAGCAGCAGCAGCAGCCUCCUCCUCAGCCACCAGUGCCACCUCUCAGCUCCUCCCAGCCUAGUCAACGUGCUCAAGUGCCUCAGUUUCUCUCCCCUCAGGUCCAAGCACAGCUCUUGCAGUUUGCAGCAAAAAACAUUGGUCUGAACCCUGCACUUUUAACCUCACCAAUAAACCCUCAACAAAUGACCCUGUUGUACCAACUUCAGCAACUGCAAAUGGCGUACCAGCGUUUACAAAUCCAGCAGCAGAUGAUGCAGGCGCAACGCAAUGUUUCCGGCCCCAUUAGACAACAAGAGCAGCAAGUUGCACGUAUAAUGACCAACAUGCAGCAGCAGAUCCAGCAGCACCAGCGUCAGCUGUACCAGGCGCUGCUGAUGAAGCAGCAGCAACUUCCCUCUCAUUCCUCCUCUUCCUCCUCCUCCGCUGGUCUGCCUCCCACUGGUGGCCCAGCCGGAGGCCAUGGCUCCGGCAAAUCAACCCUUGACCCCUUCACAGGCCCACACCAGGCUCCGGGCCUUGCCGACACACUGCACACCAAAGAGCCGCCGUCUUCGCCCAACACCUACAGCACCUACCCUCUCUCUGGACUGAAUCCAAACAUGAAUGUAAACUGCAUGGAGGUUGGGGGUCUGUCCCUGAAAGAGCCCCAUCAGCCCCAGUCCCGCCUGUCCCAGUGGACACACUCCAACUCCAUGGACAGCCUCUCUGGCAACUCCUCAAACAUGGAGAACAACCUCAAUAAGCACGGUGCCAUAUCUGCUGCCUCUAGCCUGGGUCCCCCUGGGAAGCCGCCCCAGUUGGAGGACUCAUACAGCCCAUACAAUCUAAUGUCCAGCUCUGAGUCCCCCACCAGCCCCCUGGUGCCCCCAGACAGCUGGGGCCAGGGCAAGAGCCCCAAUGAGAAGAUCUCCAAUGGGACCAACAUUAACUGGCCCCCAGAAUUCUGCCCAGGUGUGCCAUGGAAGGGCCUUCAAAACAUCGACCCUGAGAAUGACCCCAACAUGACCCCUGGCAGCGUCCCCAGUGGUCCCACCAUCAACACCAACAUCCAUGACGUCAACCGAUACCUGCUGAGGGACAGGAAUGGAGGUAAAAUGUCUGACAUGAAGUCCACCUGGUCCCCAGGGCCCAUCUCCCAGAGCCAAGCCUCUCUUUCCCACGAGCUAUGGAAAGUCCCACAUGGGCCUCGCAGCACCAUAGCCCCAUCCCGACCUCCGCCAGGCCUCACCCACACCAAACCCUCUUCCACCUGGGGUGGCAACUCGCUGGGCUUGGCCCAAGGCUGGAGUGCCUCCUACGCCUCUGAAGGAACCACCUGGAGUACUGACAACUCCAACAGGACCAGCAGCUGGCUGGUUCUGAGGAAUCUCACGCCACAGAUUGAUGGUUCGACUCUGCGGACCCUGUGCAUGCAGCACGGCCCCCUGAUCACAUUCCACCUCAACCUGACCCAGGGUAAUGCUGUGGUGCGCUACAGCUCCAAGGAUGAGUCCGCCAAGGCCCAGAAGUCCCUGCACAUGUGUGUGCUUGGAAACACCACCAUCCUGGCGGAGUUUGCCGGUGAAGAGGAGGUGAACCGCUUCUUUGCACAAGGCCAGUCACUAGGGGCAAACACCACUAGUUGGCAGGCCAACCCGGGAACCAAUCAAAACCGGAUGGGCGGGACAGCGCAGUCCCACUCAAUUGGCCAGUGGAGCAGCGGUGGAGGAAAGGCCAGUGGAGGCGACCUGCUGUGGGGAGGGAUGCCACAAUACUCCAGUCUGUGGGGUCCACCGAGCGGAGAAGAUGCCCGCGUGAUCGGGAGCCCCACCUCCAUUAACACCCUGCUGCCUGGAGAUCUGCUGAGUGGGGAGUCCAUGUAGGAUGAUGCCACAAUACACUAACCAACCAACCUACCACCAUCAUGUCAUGUAAGCCAUUGGUGGAGGGUGGGAUGGAGAAAAAAAAUAAAUAAAUAAAAAAAUUCAUUAUGAACAGGAGCAAAACCCAAGCAAAUCAUGUGGCGAUAAUCAGUAUCAAUUUGAACUGUUUUGAACUGUGAAUUGUGAAUCAGAAGGCCGGGGUCCCCACCACACAGACUGCAGACUCCAGUCCUUCUGUUUUACCUUUUUUUGUUAGGUUUACCUUUUUUGGAGAAAAAAAAAGCAAGUUUUUAUUCCUUUUGGUAUUUUUGAAAUGCAUCAUAUAAAACAAACUAAAAUGAGACACAACACAAAGAAACCUUUCAAGUGUUUUUAGUUUUUCCAUAAGUAUACAUGACAUUUUGUGUGAAGUGUUUUUAAGAGAAGCAAUCAAAGCUGCCAUCUGAGACUUUUCCUCCAAGAAAAAAAAAAAUCAUCCCAAAAUAAGACUUAAAACGACCAUUCCCAGCAUGUCCAUGGCCAAUGAUGUGGUUCAAAGACCUUUACUAGUUAUUUUAAUGUUUGUUUCUCAGCACUAAUAUUAGCCUUAAGUGCUCUCUGGCCCAGGUCCUUCCCAAGCCGCCUUUUUUAGUUUGUUUUGUAACUGAAGAAAUAGCUGAAAUCUUGCACAGUUAAACCUCUGAGCCAGCAAGUGGUACAGGAUACGACUGGUGACCAACUCUGUCACUGGGCAGUAAAAAGGCCUGGCCAUGUGACUGGCCCUACCAAUCAUCAGCUUAAUUAUUUUAAUAUGUCUUCUCAAAGGGAUUGACACAGCUGUUAAAUGUUCUUUUUUUUUGUAGGUCUAGAUCCAAGCGCAUUUUUUGAUAUCUAUCACAACAUAAGCUGAGAGAAGAUUACUUGUCAACCUGGGUGCGUGUCUCUGUUUCGUACACCAGUAUGUGUGUGCGGUGGCACCUAAUCAUUGACGUCUGCAAGGCCAGAUCACACUGGUCACUUUCAACUUGGAACCCAGUCGUUAACUGGUGCUUUGUUGAAUUUUCUAUUGUCCGAUUUGUUACGAAGCCCAGCGGUCUGUAUGGUCAGCCAGUUUUCGGAGGAAAAAAGAAAAAGAACACAAUUUCACCUUCAUGUGACAGUUACAUUGUGCAAUAUACAACAUAGAUCUUUCUUCCGUCCAUACUCGAUGUCCACCAGAGCUGGAUUGUCUUUUGUUUUUGUUUCUCUGUUUUUUGAUUGUUGCUGAUCGCAGCAAAAGACUUUGAGGUUUGAAAAAACCUUAACCCCCUUUUCAAAACUUGGAUUCCCUCCAGGCCACCAAUCUCCUUGAAACUGUUGGGAAAACUGCAAAGAGGAAGAAGCGGCUUGUUGAACUGUGCAUGCAGCAAUCUGUACUAAAGAGUGACACUGGGUACACAACAAUGCACACUUCCUCUCUGCGUGCCACAGCCACACCCAACAGAGACUGAAUCCACAGUGGGAUUGGAUGGUUUUGGGUAUCUGGCACAAUACCAAAUAAGAGGGGUUUUUCCUAAUGCAGUAGACCUACGAGUGUUCCUUGCGCUUGGUACUGUACAAACAGAAGAGACUAAGACUUAUAAAAAUUCAAAGGGUUUUAUCAUAGCACUUAUGAAGAGCAAAUUGCUUCAACUGCAAUCCAAUAAAUCAAAAAAGGAGCAGCAAAAACAUUGAAAAAAAAAAAAAAGUUCUGCUCUUUUAUGUACUGUAUCUAUUCCUUGGAAAUGUGUCUGGCGUUGUUCCUCUGGUAGCAGGAUGAAGGGAAACAAAACUGAAAUGUACCGUGGGCCUUUCGGGGAAACUGCAGUCCAUGAUUUUUUUUUCCUUCUUUGAAAAAUAUCAAAGUGAAUAUCACUGUUACUCCAAAUGUUUAGCCUUGUUCUGUUUGGAGGCACUAGACUUGCAAUGUCAGCUGUCUCUGACACCCGCUGGCCAGCCAGCCAGCCAGAAAGCCAGCCAGCCAGCCAGCCAGUCGGUCGGUGGGUGAGUCGGAGUGGAGAGGGGUGGGGGAGUGUCCACUGAGUGCCUCUCUGCUGUGGUCCUCUGGGUGUCAGGUGGCAGCCCCACAGCGCAGCACUUCCUCCUGGGCUCCACUUGACCCUCCCUCAGUCUGGCAAGAAAGCGGCUCCUCCCAAGACUGGCCAAUCACGGUUCUCCGCCACAGACGGCAUCUCCAACAGGGGGGGGGGGCCCGCCACCACUCGACCCUGCCGUCGUCCUGCCCUCUCCCCCAUCUCUCAGUUCUUUGACACAAAGAUCACUUUAGCUGGAAGAUGUAAUAGUCAUAUUUCUGGAAUUUUUGCCAGUUGUACUUUUUUUUUUUUUUUUUUGAAAGAUCAUUUGACUUGAUUGUUUUUCAAUGUGUUAUAUUGUUAUUUUUGUCUACAUGCAGUGGUCUACAAAUUACUGGCUGCUGAACUAGCCCUUCACUGUUCAUAUGCAGAAACACUUUGGUCAGAGGUGCCUCUGUAUGUUCAUCCUGUGUAUUGAAUGCAAAACAAGGAUCAAUACUACAGACCGUUAUUGAUUGUCUAUUUGUUUUUAACUGAUCAUGCUUUUGUGUUUGACAGUAUUCUGUAGUACUUCCAGGUAGUAUCUUGAGAUGUGUAAAAAUAAGGUGUCUCAGACGGGGGGUGUGAGUGUUUGUCGCUCCAAGCUGCUCCGCCUGCCCGCAGGCUGUCCCCCCUUGCCCUUUGCCUAGCUGCUAUGCUAUAACCUCCUCCUCUCCUCCACCUCAACCAGACCCAGUAGCCCUCCCCUGACCAGGCACCAACAGGCCCUUGUAUCUGUUUCUAUGCAAAAGACUAGAGGCUGGGGCCCUUUACAGCACGCCAAACCUGACUUGGGAAUGAGCACUCCUCCCAGAGCUUGGCAAACCCUAACACUUGUCUCCUGUUCACUCCUGUUGGCACUUCAGAAUGGCCACCAUUUCUAUAAAGUCAGGCGAAGCCACCAGAACACUGUCACAUACUCGAGUCCAAAAACUUUAUUAAAGGUUGGCCUUUCUCUCUGCGCUGAUGACACUUUUGUCCAGCUUGAACUCAGGGUAGGGGAGUUGAUGAUACCAAGUAUGAGAUGCACCUCUCCGUAUCUGUCCUUUCUACUGUGAGAGCGUAGUCUUAAAUUUUCAAGGCCAUCUGCGCAACAAUAUGUACAGACCUCAUGCCUCGAAACUUAAUCCUAAUUGGAAGGGAAAAGUUGGUAUUAAGUCCUUUUCUCCAAAGGUGGCCUAUCGUUACUGUUUGGGGGCCCAUUAUUGCAUUUAAGAGAUGCCAAUGUAAUGUGCCAAUAUAAAUUUGCUGUGUCAUACUGUAUCUUUAUAGAGAGCACUUCUGUUCCCUGUCUGGAGGAGCUUUGAUAACCUUUGCGGAGGGUGCAGCGGGGGACAGGAGGGAUCAAACAAAUGGGCGGCAGCAUCACACCCUUAAAUGACUGAGAUUCUUUUUCUUUCUUUUUUUUUAAUGCUCUUUGUGGGGAAUGCCCCACAAUAAGGAGAAAAUCUUUACUCAGUUGGGGGUUCCAGUUUGCUACAGUGCACAGUUGAUGAUGGGUAAUCCCGGGUACAUAUUUUUUUAAAACCAAAAAUGAAAUCGCAUUUUAACGUCAUUUUUAUGAAGUUUGACAUAAAAAUCUUAAAAAUGCUAAAAAAUCUAAAUGAAAAAAAAAAAAAGAUCUAUAAUAUGUUAAAGCUCUGCACUUCUAGCUGAAACGUCUCCGGUCAUCAGCCUCUACUACCACCAUCUAAAGGAGUAGACUGGUGUCUGGGGUGCCUUUUUGUGGAUGCUGUAUUUAUCUUGUUUUUAUGUUUGUGUCCUGCUCAAAGCGGGCCCACUGAACUGUACAUUUCCACAGACCCAGAUGGCUUGGGCCCACUGUAUCAGCCUCACUCUCCUCACUCUGCAUCAGCAGGAGGGGAGGGGCACAUUUCAAGAGGUACAAAGUCUUAAAAACAAACAAAAAAAAAAGUUUAAAAAAUGUAAAAAAUAAAAUAAAAAUAAACAAGAAAACGGGAAAAGGCUACCUUUCAGGACUUGCAGUCCUGCAGCACACAAGCAAAAAUCACUAUUGCCUGUUUCUGUAACUGCCUUGAUCCAAGCUCAGACAGACCCAAUAGCCGAGGACCUCCCAGCAUCCUGUACUAACUGGAGAACCCUGACAGUGAAGGGGGUUUCCCAUGCUGCACCAGCAUCGAGAGGCUCUCCUCUCUACAGCUCUGUUCUAGAUAACAGUAUAUAUGUAUUCACUACAUAUAGAUAUAUACUGUAAGGAACGGUGUGUGGUUUCACCUCUUCAGACAUCUUGGAUCGUAACCUCUGAAACUUUUCAUUUGUGUUUGAAAGGUCUUGGUUUCAUACACCUGAAAAUGAGCAAUAUGUAUUUUCCCCGCAAAUAAGUGAUAGGAAGGAAAGAAUUUGGGUCGGAUGUAAACUGAUACUUGAUUGAUCGAAGGCUAUGUCUUUCUUUUACGGAGUUGGAUAUGCACGUUCUGGUUUCGACGACAUAUUACAGUACUUUGAAGUGCUUGUACUGUACAUAUGUGUAUUUGUUUGUUAAUUAGCCUGUCUAAAAGCCCAACCUGAAUCACCUGGUUUGAUGCAUAUUUACCCAGUUGAUAAAAAAAUAAUCACAAACAUAUCAAAACAAAACAAAAUAUUGAACAUAAAUACUUGAAUCAUGGAGCGCCAAUAACGAAAUGUGAAGUCAGUAAUUUUUUUGUUCUCUCUAUCUGACAGGUACACUUAGGGGCUUUUAGAGAAUAUCAAAAAUGUAUUGCAUUAAGUUACAAAUACAAAAUCUUUGGAAAAAAAUGCAAAAGUCAUCUUAGAUGUUUGCUUGAAAGUCAGAUGUAUGU